CGCCGUUAAGGACCCAAUCGUGGAGGACAAUGGCGUCCAACUUAAGGAAGUCAAACGUGGCCUCCACUAGCUACAAGAGAAAGGUGGGUCCUAAGCCUGAACUCACAGAAGACCAAAAGCAAGAAGUCCGGGAAGCCUUUGACCUCUUUGAUUCUGACGGGAGCGGGACCAUCGAUGUGAAGGAAUUGAAGGUGGCCAUGAGAGCACUAGGCUUUGAACCCAGGAAGGAAGAGAUGAAGAAGAUGAUUUUGGAAGUAGACAAAGAGGCAACAGGAAAGAUCAGCUUCAAUGACUUCUUGGCUGUGAUGACUCAGAAGAUGGCCGAGAAAGAUACCAAAGAAGAAAUUUUGAAGGCUUUCAGGUUGUUUGAUGAUGAUGAAACCGGGAAAAUCUCAUUCAAAAACCUCAAGCGUGUGGCCAAUGAGCUGGGGGAAAGUCUCACGGACGAGGAGCUGCAGGAAAUGAUCGAUGAAGCUGAUCGUGACGGCGAUGGAGAAGUGAAUGAGGAAGAGUUUCUUAAGAUCAUGAAAAAGACCAACCUUUAUUAA
This is a messenger RNA of Microtus ochrogaster (prairie vole), 548 nucleotides long. RefSeq names its product centrin 1 (gene Cetn1). Gene Ontology annotation, molecular function: calcium ion binding. The record is from RefSeq and is a predicted model, not a curated record. Lineage: Eukaryota; Metazoa; Chordata; Mammalia; Rodentia; Cricetidae. Gene Ontology annotation, cellular component: myosin II complex.